This is a messenger RNA of Eucalyptus grandis, 750 nucleotides long. Its product is annotated as flavonol 3-O-glucosyltransferase F3GT2-like. Bases 1 to 750 code for a protein of 249 amino acids. Gene Ontology annotation, molecular function: UDP-glycosyltransferase activity. The record is from RefSeq and is a predicted model, not a curated record. NCBI's taxonomy places the organism in Eukaryota, Viridiplantae, Streptophyta, Magnoliopsida, Myrtales, Myrtaceae. The transcript has a single exon.
AUGGCCGAGCAGAUGCACGUUCCGUGGGUGACGUUCUGGAUCCCGUCUCCGUGCUUUCUGUCCGCUUAUAUCCACACCGAGGUCCUUCGUCAGCUGUGCCUUAGAAACUCCUGCGCUGGCAUGGCGGUGAAAGAGGCCGACGACGAGGCCCUGGAAAUGGUUCCAGCGUUAUCAUUGUUUCGCAUUUUAGAUAUCCCAGACAAUAUUCUACAAGACCCGACUACGUCGCCAGUGUCAAACUUUGUCCACCGGUUGGUAAGCAUGCUGCAAUGUGCCACAGCCGUCAUCAUGAACUCCUACGUGGAAGCGAUCCCGGCACCUCUAGUGGCAGACCUCAAGUCCAAGUUCAAGAUUCUCCUCCAUGUAGGGUGCCCCACGGUGUCUUUCUCACCGCUACCGGUGCUAACAAGCUCAGACUCAGACCCUACUGGUUGCUUAAUGUGGCUAGACACCAGAGACCCUCGGACCGGGGCAUAUGUUUGUUUUGGGACGGUAGCUGUACCGUCUCCUACCGAGCUAUCCUCUCUUGCCGAGGCCCUGGAAUCCACCGGGACCCCAUUCCUAUGGUCUAUGAAGGAGAACAUGAUGGCCCACUUGCCCGAAGGGUUCCUGGAGAGGACGGGGCAGCAUGGGAAGAUAGUGCCGUGGGCCCCGCAGAGCCAGGUGUUGAGCCACCCAGCGUGCGGGGUGCACGUGACACACUGCGGGUACAACUCGGUGUUUGAGAGCGUGGCGGGGGGCGUCCGAUGA